Molecule: messenger RNA, 1671 nt
Organism: Insectozyma verbasci
Lineage: Eukaryota; Fungi; Ascomycota; Pichiomycetes; Serinales; Debaryomycetaceae
Source: the annotation of a GenBank genome assembly
AUGGUUAAAAUAUAUGAAAUGAAUAAGAAGAUAUUAUCAAGACAAGAUAUUAUUAACCUAAUAGCUGAUGGGAAAGUAAUUGUAAUUUAUAAACAACAUGUUUUAAAUUUAAGUUCUUGGAUUAAGAAGCAUCCUGGUGGAGAUAAAGCUGUUUUUCAUAUGAUUGGAAGAGAUGCAACAGAUGAAAUGAAUGCGUAUCAUUCAGAUACCACGAUCUCAAUAUUUAAGAAAUGGUCAAUUGGUGAAAUAAAUUAUUGUUGGGAAAAUUUAUUACCUCCAAUUCAAGGUGGUAAAUAUUCUUUAAAAUAUAAAAAUAAACAUCUUGAUGAGAAACUAGAUAAUGAUUCAAUGGAGGAUUCUAGUUCUACUUCAAGUUCAAUAAAUGAAGAAUUUAUAAAUAAAGGAGCUGGUGUAGUUGUUAAUAUUGAUCCAGUAGUACCUCAAAAUAAAAUAGUGACUAAAGAUAUAAAAGAAGAAGUGUUUCCUAUUAAAUCAAUCAUUGUUAAUCCAAAAGAUAUACUAAAGAAUUAUGAUAAUGGUCUUUCACAAAAUGAUUUAACUUCAAUCCCUUCUCUAGAUUAUAAAACUCAACGGUAUCUUAGAGAUAGAUAUAAUUUACUUCAUCAAACAAUUAUCAAAAAUGGGUUCUAUCAAUGUGAUUAUUGGUCAUACGUUAGAGAAGUAGUUAAAAUUGGUUCACUAUUUUUAUACUCCCUUAUAUUCCUCAAAACUGGUUAUUUAUUCCUAUCUGCUUUGUGUAUGGGUAUGGCUUGGCAUCAAGGAACUUUUAUUGCCCAUGAUGCUGGCCACGUAUCAAUUACACAUAAUUAUCAAAUUGAUAAUCUUUUUGGAAUGUGUAUUGCUGAUUGGUUUGGUGGAUUAAGUCUUGGUUGGUGGAAAAGAAAUCAUAAUGUUCACCAUUUAAUCACAAAUGAUCCAAUCCAUGAUCCUGAUAUUCAACAUUUGCCUUUUUUUGCAGUUUCUGUAAGAUUAUUUGAAAAUGUUUAUUCAACAUAUUAUGAUAAAUAUUUACCAUUUGAUAAAUUUUGUGAGAAAUUAAUUCCACUUCAAAAAUAUUUAUAUUAUCCAAUUUUAUGUUUUGGUAGAUUCAAUUUAUAUAGAUUAUCAUGGACACAUUUAAUUCUUGGACAAGGUCCAAGAAAAGGAAAAGCAGCAUGGUUUAGAUACUUUGAACUAGCAGGAUUAUCAUUCUUCUUCUACUGGUUUUUCUACAUGCUUAUUGGCUCAAUUCAUGGAGGUUGGAAUAAAUUCAAUUAUAUUAUGGUUUCACAUAUUGCUACUAUGUUAGUCCAUGUACAAAUAACACUCAGUCAUUUUGCAAUGUCAACAUCAGAUCUAGGUGUUUCUGAAUCAUUUCCAAGUAGACAAUUAAGAACAACUAUGGAUGUUGAUUGUCCUGAAUGGUUAGAUUUUUUUCAUGGUGGUUUACAAUUUCAAGCUAUUCAUCAUUUAUUUCCAAGAUUACCUAGACAUAAUUUAAGAAAAGUUCAACCUUUUGUUAUUGAUUUUUGUAAAGAUGUUGGAUUAAGUUAUUCAAUUUAUGGUUUUGGUGAAGGUAAUGGAAUUGUAAUUGGGAAAUUGGGGGAUAUUGGACAUCAAUGUCUGAUUUUAUUAGAUGCUGUAAAGAAAUAUGAUGGGGAUUUACACUAA